Sphaeramia orbicularis (orbiculate cardinalfish) is the source of this 3346-nucleotide messenger RNA. Its product is annotated as low density lipoprotein receptor adapter protein 1-like. Gene Ontology annotation, cellular component: early endosome. The transcript is spliced from 3 exons. The record is from RefSeq and is a predicted model, not a curated record. NCBI's taxonomy places the organism in Eukaryota, Metazoa, Chordata, Actinopteri, Kurtiformes, Apogonidae. Bases 304 to 1038 code for a protein of 244 amino acids.
UCACACGGAUCCAGAGGAGCGUGAAUCAGGCGGAGGAGGAGCCGCGCGUUGACGCACAUCCACGGCGUAUUUCCACAGGAGGAGACGCGGACGGAGCUGCGUGGACCGGCUCAGGGGUUUUACGCACGAACGCUUUUUAUUAGAGGACGCGAAAAAGUCUCACCUGAGGUCCAAACGGCGGUCCAGCCUGUGGUCCAAAAGGAGGUCCAAAAGGAGGUCCGAAAAGGAGGUCCAAAAAGGAGGUCCAAAAAGGAGGUCCAAAAGGAGGUCCAAAAGGAGGUGCACGAGGAGGACGCCGGGUGCAUGAGACAGAUGCAACAGCGCUCCAUUCCCAGAGGAUCGGACUUCCAUCCCAACAUGUCUCUGGGAACCUUCCACCUCAUGCAGACCCUUAAAAACUCACCGGCGGCAUUUCGGCGUCGCUUCCGUCGCGACCGUACCGAGUCCCUAUCCCACGGCGACCCACUGUUCAAGGUCCACUACCUGGGAACCGAGAAGAUCUUCUCUCUGGACCGAGAACAGGCCCAGGACGCCAUCAACCACCUCCUGGACGGUAUCGCUAACGGGAAGAAGCUGAGCAAAGACCACGCCCUGGUGGUCCGGCCCAGGUACGUGGAGGUCAAGGAGCUGAGUACGGGUCGGCAGCUGACCAAGACCUACCUGCAGGACAUCGCCUACUGCGCCGCCGAUGCCAACCGGCCCAACGUCUUCCUGUACAUCUGCAAACACCACGGGCAGCAGCUGCAGUGCCGGGUGUUCUGGUGCAGCCGGGCCGAACGGGCCAGGGACAUGACGGCCUGUUUGGCGCAUUCCUUCCAGAAGGCGUUGAGCGACUGGCAGCAGGACGGUUCGGCCACGCUGCAGCCCGACAACAAGAACAAACGGAUGGACGAGUCCAACAACGGCCUGGCCAACGCCAAGAGUUCCACACUACCGGCAAGUCUGGGAAAAGUUCGCUGGAAGAAGAGGGGUUCGGUGUCUCGGAGCCCCCUCAGGACCGUCACCAGGAGGGGCUCAUCCUCCGACAGCUGGAACUGAACCUCCGCCGGACCCCCGUUCAUCCGACGACCAAACCUCGACGACUGCAUUUGAGGAAGUGGAACCAUGACGACCUGUGGGAGGGUGUGGACAUGACCAGCGAGUGGCUGCGAUUGGACGGUUUUUGGACGAUGCCGGGUCGCGUUGACUUUUGCGAUGGAAGUGUCCGAUGCGGUGCGAGACCCCGCUGGUGACCAGUUCCAACCAUAUGAGGACUGGACUGGUUUAAACCCACGGCCAAGAGCUCGGUCUGACCGACUAAACGGACAAACAACUGGAAAAGUGUUGAUUUUCAAAGGUCAUUUUUAUUUAACUGACAUUUGCUAAAGCUCUUGAUCAUUUUUUUUACAUUUUCUUUUAACCCUGUGGCACAAACAUGUUUGUCGUUGCUGUUUUUUUUUUUUUUUUUUUUUUUUUUUACAUGAAUGGAUAUUUGUAAUGUUUCCAGAACUUUAUUGACAUUGUACAUGUUCUAUCCUUAAGGUGCAUGAAUAGUUCCAAAUAAUACCAGCGCGUCUUUUCGGAAGUGAAUUAAAAUGGAAGUUGACCAAUAAUGGAUUUUUACAGGCGGAUCGUAUCGAUUGUUGGGUUCAUUGAGCAAUAUCACCCAGAAAACUGUUGAAAGUUGACUAUUGACAUGUAAAACUGAACACCUAAGUCAACAUAAUAAAUUAAUUAAUCAAUAAAUAAACAGCAGAAAUCUGGGUGAUUCUAGGUGCGAAUUUUUUUUUUUUUUUUUUUUUUACAACUUUUAAGGCAUAGUUCUGAUGAUGCUAAUGGUUUUUAUCAUGAAGUCGACCUAUUGUGGAUUUUUACAGGCCGAUCGUAUCGAUUGUUAGGUUCAUUGAGCGAUAUCACCCAGAACACUGUUGAAAGUUGACUAGUAAAGUGUAAAAAUGAACACUUAAGUCGACAUCAAGUCAAUCAGUAAAUAAACAGCAAAAAUCUGGGUGAUUCUAGGUGCGAAUUGUUGUUUUUUACUACUUUUAAGGCAAAGUUCUGGCGACGCUAAUGGUUUUUAUCAUGAAGUUGACAAAAGGUGGAUUUUUACAGGCGGAUUGAUUCCGAUUGUUGGGUUCAUUGAGCAAUAUCACCAAGAAAACUGUUGAAAGUUGACAAUUGAAGUGUAAAACUGAACACCUAAGUCAACGUAAUAAACUAAUCAAUCAAAUCUGGGUGAUUCUAAGUGCAAAUUUUUUUGCAAUUAUUUUUUACUACUUUUAAGGCAAAGUUCUGGUGAUGCUAAUGGUUUUUAUCAUGAAGUCAACCAAUAGUGGAUUUUUACAGGCCGAUUGUAUGCGAUUGUUGGGUUUAUUGAGUGAUAUCACCCAGAAAACUGAAAGUUGACUAUUGAGGUGUAAAAAUGAACACUUAAGGCAACAUUAAAUCAGUCAAUAAAUAAACAGUAAAAAUCUGGGUGCGAUUUUUACUCCUUUCAAUGCCAAGUUCUGCUGAUGCUAACGGUUGUUUUUCGUUUCAUCCUGGUGCUGAAUCUGUAAAACUCAACAUCUCAAAAGGUCAUUUAUGUCCAUGAAUUAUAACCAACAUGCGCCUGAAUUAGAAAUGAAAAAACCCAGUGUCAACAGAAUCCCACCCCAGGAAAAACAACCCCCGACUGUCCACGGCGGCAUUUGCAUUUAUGUGGAAAGCCUUUGGGGUGGGGGGUGGGAGUGUUUGCAUCCGAACACUGGGAACGCUGUGUUCCCGUGCGGAGCCUCGAUGUGGAAUGUGUGUCCGUGCACCUGCAUUCCGACCGGGGGGGAAAUUUGAGCCCCAGACUGGUCUUAAAGGCCCCGAAACCGACCGUGACUCUGCAUAUUCAACAGCCUCGGCGCCAAAUGAUACGAUGUGGUUGGACCCUGAGCCCGGCCUUCCCUCUGCGCCCUUUUUUCAACGUACCCUGGUGCAUUAAAGUGACACUUCUAGGCUCAGAUAUGUGCAGUGUUGCAUAACGCGCUCUCAUGACGGCGAUUAAGGUGUUAAGGUUUACACAUGUUUCAGACAGAGGAUGGUUCGGACCUUUUGCCUCUAUGCACCAUCACUCCUCAGUUAGUGUUUUUUUUUUUUUUUAAUUUUUUAAAUUUUUUUUGGACCAAAACUAAGCUAACAGUUGCCUGUGGUUUGGACUGAUGUGCCACUAGGUUUUUAUCUGUUCGUUUUGUCUUUUUUUUUUUUAUGUUCGUGUCUUUCAUCCCAAACUUCGAUCUCAAAACGAGGUUUGCUCCGACAUUUUAUCACUGUACUGUUUCGUCAUUAUGUGCAUAUUUAAUUAUGUAUUUUAUGAACUAUUAAAGCUUUUUCUAUGACA